Messenger RNA from Nelumbo nucifera (sacred lotus), 616 nucleotides. RefSeq lists its product as uncharacterized. The record is from RefSeq and is a predicted model, not a curated record. Lineage: Eukaryota; Viridiplantae; Streptophyta; Magnoliopsida; Proteales; Nelumbonaceae.
UGCCCUUCUCCUCUCUUCUCCCCCUCCGCAUCAUAGCCCUCGACGUUGUGUAGGACUUUCUCUUUCUCUCCGUCUCGUUGUUCCUCUAGAAACUAGAUUCCUUCGACUUCGACUACAUCUAGCGAUGGCGGCAUGGACGGCAGCUGCUCGUCAAGCCGCGUCUCUGAAUCGGAUUUCUACGCCAACUUCUGCGGUUCAAGCUGCUAAGCUAAUCCAGCGGCGUGGUCUUGCAGGUGGUGGAGAUCAUCAUGGACCUCCAAAGGUGAACUUCUGGCAGGACCCAAUGAACCCAUCUAAAUGGAAAGAAGAGCAUUUUGUGAUCGUCUCUUUAUCUGGAUGGGGUUUGCUUUUCUAUGGAGGUUACAAGUUCUUUACUGGAGGCAAGAAAGACAAGAAAGAGGAGAAAACCGUAGAAGCAUCACAUUAGACUUGAUGGGAACUUCAUUUUGUCCUCUCCCGAAGCACCUGAGAAUAAAGUAUUUGUGAGAACUUUGCCAUGUUUAGAAGAAUGAUAUUUUUCAUAUCUUUUUUUUUUUUUUUUCAAACGAGCCACUUUAUCUGUACAUGACUUUCAUGAGUUUCUGUGAUAAAAUGCCGAGAACCUUUUCUUUGCAUC